AUGGAGCUCCCGCUAAUGAGCCUAAGUGCAAUUUGGUCAUUCCUCCUCCAUGCCAUCAUUUUCUCUCCCAUGUACAUUCCAUGGUCGUUGGGAUCUGCUGCUAACUUCUUCAACGAAACAGAUCAUCUUGCUUUUGUCCACUUCAAACAUCUGAUAACUGACGAUCCUCUCCAUUCCUUGAGCUCCUGGAACCAUUCUCUCCACUUCUGCCACUGGCAAGGAGUGACUUGCGGUGGUCACCGACAUCCUCAAAGGGUCACGGCCUUGAACCUUGUUGGCCAAAACUUGGUGGGCCCCAUAUCUCUCUACAUAGCAAACCUCACCUUCCUCAGGAUCAUCAAUUUCACAGGCAAUAGAUUCUACGGCGCGGUUCCUGAAGAGAUUGGCCAUCUGUUCCGUUUGCAGUAUCUCACUCUGUACAACAACACAUUCACCGGAGAAAUUCCAGAAAAUCUGACCCACUGUUCAGAACUCAAAGUCCUCGAUCUUGACAUGAACCAGCUUGUAGGGAGGAUUCCAACUGGGCUAGGUUCUCUGUCCAAGCUCACCGAAUUAGACCUUGGUCUUAACAGUCUUACUGGAAGCAUCCCACCUUCACUUGGAAACCUUUCGUCUCUCACUUACCUUUAUAUUUCGAUUAACAGUCUCGAGGGCAGCAUCCCAAGUGAGCUCAGCCAGCUGGUAAGCUUAGAGGUGCUUGCAAUUUAUUCUAAUAACCUGUCAGGUAGGAUUCCUCCCUCGCUAUACAAUCUUUCAUCCAUUAACAGUUUGGACGUGGGAGAUAACAGAUUGAAUGGAAAUCUUCCAUCCAACUUAGGCCUCACUCUCGCUAAUCUCCAACAACUCUUUGUUGGAAGAAACCAAUUCACAGGACCCAUACCGGUUUCAUUACCCAACGCUUCGGGACUUGCACUUGUUUCAUUUGCGUUCAAUAGUUUUAGUGGAUCCGUGCCUAUGAAUCUUGGAAGCCUCAAGAAUCUCACUAAGGUAUUUUUCGGCCAAAAUCGACUUGGAACUGGGAAAUCUCAUGACUUGAGUUUUCUCGUUUCAUUGACCAAUUGUACUAGCUUACAAAUGCUGGACAUGAGCCAUAACCGUCUCAGCGGUGGGUUGCCUGACUCCAUAGCUAAUCUUUCUACCCAACUGACAUUGCUAGGACUUGGUGAGAACUCGGAAGCAUCCCAUCUGGGAUUCAAAACCUUUUCAGCUUAA
This is a messenger RNA of Magnolia sinica, 1212 nucleotides long. Its product is annotated as LRR receptor-like serine/threonine-protein kinase EFR. The transcript has a single exon. Gene Ontology annotation, molecular function: protein binding. Bases 1 to 1212 code for a protein of 403 amino acids. The record is from RefSeq and is a predicted model, not a curated record. Lineage: Eukaryota; Viridiplantae; Streptophyta; Magnoliopsida; Magnoliales; Magnoliaceae.